This is a messenger RNA of Fragaria vesca subsp. vesca, 1836 nucleotides long. RefSeq lists its product as uncharacterized. Gene Ontology annotation, molecular function: acyltransferase activity, transferring groups other than amino-acyl groups. The record is from RefSeq and is a predicted model, not a curated record. The transcript has 11 exons. Bases 1 to 1836 code for a protein of 611 amino acids. Lineage: Eukaryota; Viridiplantae; Streptophyta; Magnoliopsida; Rosales; Rosaceae.
AUGAAGGGUUUCCGCUUAAAUAACAAGUGCUUCCGAAAGCCCCUUAGUUUGAUGGAUAUGACAUCCUCUCCCAUCCGAAUCGGCAAUUGCGAGGCGACAAUCCAAGCCCCCAACUUCUCCAAGGUCACCAUCUCAUGUAGAAAACAAGCGGAAGGUAGAUGUGAAUUACAUUACCAUGUUUUGCAUAUCCAACAUUUGUCGCUCAAAACUUACUUUGAUAUAUGUUUAGGAGGUGAUUUUUCUUUCGUGCUUGUUAAUCCUAAAGAUGCCCACAGCUCUACCAAAUCCUAUCUCCAGGAAGUACUAAACAUGUACAUUAGGGAACUUCCUACAAUGAAUUUCGCUGCAAAUACUGGAAAACAUUCAAUGUUCCUUGAAAGAUGCGUUACAAAUGGGAAAUAUUGCACUUUGCUUUUGCAAUCUCGUUCUGUGUCUCAUUCCAAAGAGGUUAUAGCUGCUAUCACCUAUCAAAUAGUUCCUGCUGAUACACAGUAUGCUGAGAUACCUAUUGCUGCUGUCAGUUCAAUGUACCAACACAAGGGAUUUGGCAGCUCCUUGUUCCUGGAAUUGAAAAAGAGACUUCAAAGUGUUGGUAUACGCACUAUAUUCUGUUGGGGAGACAAGGAGUCUGAAGCGUUUUGGCUCAAACAGGGUUUUGUAUCAAUAGCAGAGGUAGAUACUAAGGGUAGACGCUGCAGGCCACCUAUUAAAGCUGAUAUUCGUAGAGUAUUAUGCUUUCCAGGUGGUUCAACUCUCAUGAUUUUACAUCUUAAGCAGCAGGCUUCAGCAAUUACUGUAGACUCUUUGGAGUUGGGCACUUUUUUGAAGCCUCAAGGGAAGUCCUCAUCAUCUGGUGCUCUCACCAGAGAGGACUCCAACAAGUUGGUCUGUGGUGCAAAGUUAUCAAUUAUUGAAGAUGAUGGUGAUAUAAACAACUGUUCUUCCGAACAAGGUAAAGUUGCAAAGAGAAAGGUCUGGAAAUCUUCUAUAUCAUCACUGAAGUCAAAAAAAGUAAAAGGACGUCAUCAUCAGUCUGAGUCUAACUCCAUUGAUGGAAGUGAGUUUUGUUUACAAGGAUGCUCCUUUGUCUCUUCCAAAGAUAAAUCUUUACUGGCAGAUCCUCCUAGAGAUUGGGAUAGUAGUUGCAAGGAAAAGAUCGCUGAAGAAUGUGGAGCAGUUACUAUGACUCUAGAAACUUCAGUCCAGAAGGAGUUUCAGUCACAGAGAGAAUCCUUCAAAAUCAUGUUGAUGAAUAUUGCAGAUGACGCUAAGAAAGCAAAUCUUAAAAAGGUAAUUGAGGACCUUGGUGGUGCUGUUACUUGUAAUGGGAGUACUAGUACACAUGUUGUCACUGGGAAAGUGAGAACAACUCUGAAUUUCUGCACAGCUCUUUGUUCAGGAGCUUGGAUAGUUUCUCCCAGUUGGUUAAAAGAAAGCUUUCGACAAGGAAGAUAUGCCGAUGAAUUACCUUACAUAUUACAUGAUGAAGAAUAUGUUGUUAGAUAUGGAGCUGAGCUGAGCAGUGCAGUUCUCAGAGCAAGAGGAAGUCCUCAAGGCUUGCUUAAAGGCUAUAAUGUAUACAUAGCAGCUCAUGUUCAACCCCCCGCAAAGAUGUUAUCUACCAUUGUCAAGUUUUCUGGUGGAAAUAUAAUUGAUGGACUGGAGAAAGUAAAUGAAGCUUCAAAAACAAUCUUUGUGGCAUGCGACGAAGACAUGGAAGAUGUAGUGUUGGCUGUAAAGAAGGGGAAAUGCACUUUCAGCAGUGAUUGGCUUAUGCACUGUGUCAUGAGACAAAAGCUAGACCUAGAGGCCCCCCAGUUUGUAGAGUCCCUUUGA